CAGAGUUAGGAGGCGACUUUAAAUAAUUACUCUGAAUUUGAGCAACUCACUCGGGCGCUUCUCCUCUGUCUCGCCAGCCGGAAGUCUGCAUGAAGCUGCGUCUCUCGCUAGGGGCAUUGGCGUCGACGUUUUUUCACCGUUCGUUUUUUUUUUUAUCCUCGAGCUUUUUUUUUUCCUUUUUUUAUUUUCACAGUCAGACUAACCGGAGAGACCGAGAGCGGCAUGGGGCGAUAUAGUUUCAAGUUGAAGUUUACUUGUACAUGGCUUUUAAUGGCGUUCCUAUUUUGCUGGCUAGUUAACAAAAGCUAAAAUAUUAAUGGAGGCUGGCUGUGUAGCUCAGAUAUCGUUAGCUAGCGUUAAAAUAGCUAGCUAAUGCACGUAUUGUUUUUAAGGCCGUUGGUCAUUCAAAUACAGACACUCAGUGCAUUAUACGAGUGCUACAUGGAGUAGCUAAUUAGCUAAGCUAGGUUAAUAAAAUACAAUAAAAAGUGUUCCUCCUAGACUCAUGUCCCUCCUAUUAUUUAGCUUGUUUAGUUAGCAUUUGGUGCUCUCAGUUCUGGUGUACAUUUAUUUUUGUGCCCUGCUGCACAAAAUGAAAAAGAACAUAACUUGUUCUUUGGGUCUGUAAAGACAGAAGAUAACACUCCCUGGGAUCAAAGUAAAGUAUGAGAGACUGAUUGAGUGUAUAGAAAUAAUGGAAGAUUCCCAUUUCAACUCAUCAUACUUUUGGUCUCCCGUUCCAACUGUGCAAGGACAGAUUGAGAACGCCAUGUUUCUGAACAAGAUGAAAGAGCAGCUGGGGCCGGACAAGAGUGGCUCCUUCCCUCACUCUUCUUCCGCACACUACCCUACGGCUGUACUUACGGUUCCUGGUCCCGCCAACAUGGAUGCUGGAGCAACUACCAGGGUGCCCAAGCAGGAAGGAGGAGGUGCAGGAGGGCCACAAAUGAGUACGUUGGGAGCACAACUGCACCCUCCUCAUUCCUCACAGAACAUAACGGUAGUACCCGUUCCCUCUACAGGCAUAAUGACCGCAGCUGGGUUAGUGAUUACCACUCCCCAGGGCACUCUGGUUACUCCUCCGGCCUCUUCUCAGUCUUUUGUUACUGGACCUCCUGCCACCACCAUGAUAGUGUCUGCACUGCAUCCCUCAAACACAGAGGCCAGACGGCCCCCUUCCCUCUACCUCCACAACCACAAUAAGAAAGAGGAUGGCAGUGUUCAGCCAGCAGUGGCUAUUCCUACGCCCUCAAAGCGAGGCAGAAAGAAGAAAUCGGUGGUGCCCAGAGUGGGUCCUGUGACUGCACACACACUGCCCACAGGAAGUGAUGCAUUAAUUCUUGCCCACCUGGCUGCUGGAGGGCAGCACCACACUGCUGACCCCUAUGAUCUAUCUAAUGAUGAGGAUGAUCAUACAGGCAAGGAUGGAAGCAAAUCAUACAGAUGCCGGAUGUGUGCAGUGACUUUCUUCAGCAAGUCGGAUAUGCAGAUCCAUGCCAAGUCGCACACGGAAGCCAAGCCCCACAAGUGCCCCCACUGCUCCAAAUCAUUUGCCAACUCCAGCUACCUUGCCCAGCAUAUCCGCAUCCACAGCGGGGCCAAGCCCUACACCUGCUCCUACUGCCAGAAAUCCUUCAGACAGCUCAGUCACUUACAGCAGCACACACGAAACCACACAGAGAGCAAACCGCACAAGUGCCCCCACUGCUCCAAAUCGUUUGCCAACUCCAGCUACCUGUCCCAGCACAUCCGCAUCCACAGCGGGGCCAAGCCGUACACCUGCUCCUACUGCCAGAAAACCUUCAGACAGCUCAGUCACUUACAGCAGCACCACAGGAUCCAUACUGGUGACAGGCCAUACAAAUGUGCUCAUCCUGGCUGUGAGAAAGCCUUUACUCAGCUCUCCAACCUCCAGUCACAUCGCAGGCAGCAUAACAAGGACAAGCCGUAUAAGUGCCAUAACUGUAAUCGUGGUUAUACGGACGCAGCUAGCUUGGAGGUUCAUCUGUCUACACACACAGUCAAACAUGCCAAACUCUACUCCUGCGGCCUCUGCAAUCGAUCAUAUACCUCUGAGACGUAUUUAAUGAAACACAUGAGGAAACACAACCCAGACCCCCUGACUGUAGCGGCUGCCGUGGCAGCACAGCAGGCCCAGCAGGGUCAGAAUCCAGCUCAGACCCCGGGCAGUGGAGGCGGUCGUGGGCGUGGCCGCGGCAGGGGUGCCGGGGCAGCCGCAGCUGCUGCGGCCGCUGCAGCCGCCGCCGCCGCCGCUGCUGCAGUCGGAGCAGUGCCCCAGGCACAGAACCAGACGAAUCCCAACCCACCAACCAGCUACCCCAUCACAGAGGGAGUUCCAUGCCCCUUUGAUCUGCACCAGUACAAGACUGUAUCAGCCGGAGAGCUCCAGUACAAGCCAGUCAGUGUGGCUGACCUUUCAGCUCAUAAAGACCUCUGCCUCACUGUCUCCACCUCCGCCAUCCAAGUAGAGCACAUGAACUCGUAAAGAAGCAAGGAGAAACGGAAGGAGAGGGAGCAAGGGAUGGUGGAAUGUGUAUUAAAAAAAAAGAGAUAGAACUUACACUGCCUUCAGAUGAUAAACAGAACAAGAGAAAAAAUUGUUGAAACCCCAGUUAAAACAGUAUGGUGUGAACCAAGGAGAAAAAGAAGGCACAGAAAGAUGAAAGGAGUAGUACAUGACCGUUGUUCCAUGCAAAACCAUCUGACAAAUAGAGGUUAUGUCUCAGAUCACACAGCUACCUUGGAGCUAUUACAAAUAAGUCACUACAACCUGAGAGAUCUAACAUCCUAACAUCACAAGUUAAGACAUUUUCACAGCAUUUAGUUUGAUUUGAACAGAAUUUCUGAACAGGAAAUGCACCAGUACAGAACUGUGAGUACAGUAGUUUUAUUAUGUGUUUCAGGUAUUGCACUACACAAAGUGCAGGACUCAAUAAGCUUUCUUUUUACAAAACCUUCAAUUGAUCAGUGUUUAGUGAAUACUGACAAUAUUCACAGUAUGCUUGGAAAAACAUAGUAUGUGAGAAUAAGUGUCAUAAUGUCAUAUUGCCCACCCUUACUUAAAUGAGUAAAAUUAAGAAAGUUAGUGAAAUUUUUUAUUAUACAUUGUUACAUUAUAACAAAAAGUACUCUAGUCUGUAUUGUGUUUUUGCAAAUUAAGGAAAUACACAUGAAAACAUAAGAAUAGGAAAGGCAAACAAUUCUAAAAAAAAAAAAAAAAGUAGCAUGUACACAAAAUCACGGUUCAGUUCACACCAAUGCAACUUGUAAAACAUGCAAAAAAAAAACCCUGAAAGUAUAACCCAGCUUUUUCUCUGUUUACACACAGUUGUACAAAUUACUGUUUGUGCCAUAUCGCUCCCCCUGAGUUGAUACCGCUUGUAAUGUGUUAAUUAAGCAUUAACAAUUAAACGUAAAUGUUAGCAUGUUUAAUGUGUUUCCUCUCACACAACAUAAAAAUAAAUACUGUCCUGGUUCACGCUGAUAAGUAUAUUGCUAAAAUACUUGUUUAUUUUAGUCCAUUUCAAAUUCAAAGGUGAGAACGGUGAGUAAUAAAGAGUAAAAGGAAAAAUAAAAACUAUCAUCUUAGACAGUACAAGACAUUCACAUGAAUGCCAUGUACCACAUAUUGCAACUAUGACUGCAUGAACCGAACCGUGUUGUACCAUAUAUUGUCAUUGUGACUCUAUGAACAAACCGUUUUGUACCGCUACACCCCUAGUGGGCAGUAUACAUUUUAUUAAAACCUUUACUGGUCUGUUAUUGUUUCCAGUUAGUGCCUUUUAAAUUUUUUUAUUAGAUGUUAAAAUUGGAUAUUAAUGUCCAUGGCGAGCCGAAAUAUUAAUAAUAAUAUUAGAAUAAUAGGAUAUAUCAAAAAUGGGUCUUGUACCAUUUUUAAUUUGAUGAAUUUCUCUAUUUUAAUUAUUGGCUUAUUGUUAGUGUAUUUUAGUUUUCUCUUCAUACAAUAAACACUUUCACUAAACAGAAAAGCUUAGAAAAUGAGCGCAGUUGACCCUUAGCAGCAUGCUUUAUCUCAUAAAGUGGUGGCAUCCAAGGUUUGCAAGGGGUGUUGCCCCAGUGAUUUAAUUUGAAACUACUCACUUUCGUGAUCUGUGGAACAGUGUCUCACUAAACGUCUCAGGCAUUCAGAACAUCUUUUGGUCCCUCUUGUCCCGUGUGUGUUUUUGUAUUUUUAUUUUUAUAUAUAUUUUUUCCAAUUUUAUUAUGCCUGUUUUUAAAUGCCAACAAAGGAAAAGUUACACUUGUAUGAGUUUAUUUUAAUACUAAAACAAGUAUGCAAUUGCAUGUUCAAAGUAGGGUGAAGGUUAAAUCUAGGGCCUGAAUAUUAAAAUCUUAAUGCAGGUCAGUAAAUCCAAUAUAGAUACUGGAUCACAGAUCAGUUUUUUUUCUUUGUCUGAUUGGUCCAUUUGGUUGCUCAUAUGUUGAGGAUGUUUGGCAAGUAUUCAUUUGUAUUAAUACUUAUAUUUUUUAAGUGUCCACAAUGUCAAAAACAACGGCUUGUAUGGGUCAUGGCUCCUUAAAAUCUGUUCUGAUGCUGUUUUAAAUGGGGAUCAUCUAUUCGUUUCUACUAGGCAUGAUGUGAGCAAAAGAACUUGUAGACUGCACUAACUAAAAGAUGGGAGGAAGGCAAAAUGUUGAGAUACAGCACUUAAAUGAACCUUAUCUUUUUCAUCAUUUACAUUUUAGUAAUGUAUCAUAUUUAUGUAUUUUUCUAUGUAUGUAUGUGUGUGUAUGUUUGUGAGAACAUGUGAAUGUGUGAAUAUGUGAGAAGAAAUAGUUGAAAGAGCAUGUCAGUGGUGAGGGAGGCAAGAGUUCAUGUGUGAAAAGUCCAGUUUUCUUUCUUUUUUUAUUGAGUGUAGUCAUUUUAUGUAAUCCAUGGAGUGUCGCCACAAAAUAUUUUUGUUUGUUUUUGUUUUGAGGGAGGAAGAGAGAGAGAGAGAGAGACAGCGAGAGAAGUGGCAGGUGACCUAAUGGUGCAAAAAUUACCAGGUACUAUUUAGAAGUGCAUUUUUUUGUUUGUUUUUUUUACUUUCAAUAUCACCUAUUACUGAUUGUUGCUUUUAGUUAUGCAAUUAUCACUAUUAUCCUUCAUUCUUGAUUAGAGAUUUCUGUACAUACAUAUAGAGAAAACAUUUUUCUUUUAUGAAAAGGGAAAGGAUAGUCUCUUUGCACCUGCCAAACUGCAAUUUAAAAAGUAUAUUAUAUCAGUAACAUUAGCGAACCAAGUACUAAACGAUAACAUGCAUUUCCAAGCUAGCCAAUCACAGAUUAUUAUGCUAAACCCUUGUUUGCAGUGAGCGGACUGGGAUUGGCUGGUUCUUUCAUGUGUAACCCCUGUUGUAUCUCAUUAUGUGUCUUUGGAAAAUAAUACAGUUCUCAAUAUUAUUAUUGUCUACUAUUACUCGUUAACUUCUCUUUAUGCUGACUAUGCUGUAUAAACCACGUUCGUUCAUCUAAAUAACUGUUUCUCCAUAUAUGAACAAUAAAAAAGAAAAGAAACAUUGAA
Messenger RNA from Astyanax mexicanus (Mexican tetra), 5548 nucleotides. It is a transcript of the gene znf384a, whose product is annotated as zinc finger protein 384 a. Gene Ontology annotation, molecular function: DNA-binding transcription factor activity, RNA polymerase II-specific; RNA polymerase II cis-regulatory region sequence-specific DNA binding. The record is from RefSeq and is a predicted model, not a curated record. Gene Ontology annotation, biological process: central nervous system development; regulation of transcription by RNA polymerase II. Lineage: Eukaryota; Metazoa; Chordata; Actinopteri; Characiformes; Acestrorhamphidae. Gene Ontology annotation, cellular component: nucleus. The transcript has 12 exons. Bases 695 to 2506 code for a protein of 603 amino acids.